UUGCUGAGGCCUCAUCCUUCCAAUGGCGACUGAAAACAGGCUGAUUAGAAAGCGGGAGCAACUGUGGAGGGGGUCAGAGCAGUGUAACCGAAAUUAAAUAAAUAUAUCAUACUCUCACUAGUCAUAAAGUUAGUUUAAAAUUGUAGACCCACUAAAUCACGGCCGAUUCAAUGGCCAAAAGUCGGAAUAUUUCGCUCCUUGAAUCAGAGCUAUAUUACCUAAUUUCACGUUUUCUAACAACGGGUCCAUGUCAGAGCGCGGCUGAGGUUCUAGCGAGCGAACUAGAAGAAUAUCAGCUUUUGCCUUGCAGAUUAGACUGGCAAGGAAAUGAACAUCCAAGAUCUUACGAAGAUUUGGUUGCAGCCAACGGACACAUUGCACCUGACCAUUUGCUGCAGAUCUGUAAGAAGAUUGGGCCGAUUCUGGACAAAGAAGUGCCAUGUGUUCCAGGUGUACAUUCCCUACUGGGAACUGGGAGGCAGUCCUUACUCAGAACUUCAAAAGGUUACGGCAAUGUUCGGAGGAAAGGCUCAUCAUUUGCUGCCCUGCACAGAGGGAGACCACCAGAGAUGCCUUUGACCUGCAAGGAUCCUCCAAAUCUAGUGGAGGUGUACAGAGGAAGGGAGCUAACAGGUACUCAACGGUUCAGCACUGUGAACCCUGUGAGCAACUAUCAGCACAUGCGGAUGCACAGGAGGAUUCUGGGUCAUCUGUCUGCAGUCUACUGCAUUGCUUUUGAUCGGACCGGUCUCAGGAUUUUCACCGGCUCGGACGACUGCUUGGUGAAGAUAUGGUCUUCGUUUGACGGGAGGCUUCACUCCACCCUGCGAGGACAUUCUGCUGAGAUCUCAGACCUGGCUGUCAGCUUUGAGAAUACCUUGAUGGCAGCUGGCAGCUGUGACAAAACCAUCCGAGUGUGGUGCCUUCGUACCUGUGCCCCUAUGGCUGUCCUACAGGGGCACAGUGGAUCCAUUACCUCCCUACAGUUCUCACCGUUUGCCAAGGGCUCAAAGAGAUACCUGGUGUCCACUGGAACUGAUGCAACAAUCUGCUUUUGGCAGUGGGAUGUCAAUAACAUCAAUUUCAGUGAUCGCCCGCAGAAGUUUACAGAGCGACCCAGGCCGGGAGUUCAGAUGGUGUGCUCAUCAUUCAGUCCAGGUGGUAUGUUCUUAGCGACGGGAAGUACUGACGAUGUCAUCAGAAUAUAUUACCUGGGAGGUGGGAACCCUGAAAAAAUAUCAGAGCUUCAUGAACACACGGACAAGGUCGACAGCAUCCAAUUUUGCCACUCAGGAGAAAGGUUUGCGAGUGGCAGUCGAGAUGGCACAGCACGCAUCUGGAGGCUGACUCAGCGUCAGCAGUGGAGGAGCCUUCUUCUCAACAUGAAUGCCACUCUACCAGGCUCAGAACACGCGACCUGUGAGGAAAGCUUUUUCAAGCCCAAGGUCACCAUGGUAGCGUGGGAUCGCCAUGACAACUCAGUAAUCACAGCGGUCAACAACCAUAUCCUCAAAGUGUGGAACUCCUAUACAGGCCAGCUGCUACAUAUCCUUAAAGGCCAUGAGGCUGAGGUGUUUGUCCUGGAGCCCCACCCCUCAGAUCCCAGGAUCAUGCUGUCUGCUGGCCACGACGGAAACGUCUUCAUCUGGGACAUCGUCCGGGGCACAAAGACACAGCACUACUUCAACAUGAUUGAGGGCCAGGGUCAUGGUGCUGUCUUUGACUGCAAAUUCACUCCCGACGGCCAGCGCUUUGCCUGCACAGACUCCCACGGUCAUCUGGUAAUUUUCGGCUUUGGGAGCUCCAAGCCAUACGAGAAGCUUCCAGAUCAGGUGUUUUUCCACACCGACUAUCGGCCACUGAUCCGGGACGCCAACGGCUUUGUUUUGGAUGAGCAGACCCAGCAGGCACCCCACCUCAUGCCCCCUCCCUUCCUGGUGGAUGUGGAUGGGAACCCUCACCCCCCUAGAUACCAGCGGCUGGUCCCUGGGAGGGAGAACAUUGCAGACAAACACCUGGUGCCUCAGCUGGGAUAUGUUGCCACAAGUGAUGGUGAGAUGAUGGAGCAGGUGAUCAGUCAGCUGACCACAGACCACGAGGAGGCCACGGCCAGACGCAGCAUUCUGGACGAUACCAUCAGGCAGCUGCAGGAGCAGCAGGACAGGCAGAGCAGACCAGGGACACUGGCCCCAGCCCCCAGCACCCCACGCAGAGCAUCGGUGAAUGAGCGAGGUGUAGCUGAGGUGCAGUCGUCCCCUAACGUGGGUCUGCGGCGCAGUGGGCAGGUGGAGGGGGUGAGACAGAUGCACCAGAAUGCCCCUCGCAGCCAGAUGGCCACGGAGAGGGACCUGCAGGCCUGGAGACGCAGGGUGGUGGUACCUGAGCUCUCAUCCAGCAGUUACAGUUACCAGGAUGACUUACGAAUUACAAAAGGAGAGGAGGAGAUUGCCUUAUACAAUGCAAAGAAACGACGUGUGACAUACGGCAGUUGUAGAGAUGAUUCUGAAGAUGAACUGCCUUGCAUCAAACGAGCACAGUCCCGCAAAAAGCAAAAAGUCUUCCAGCAGAGCAGAGAUGGCAUUGUGGAGGAAUUAAUCGAGUUCUCCUGUGAGGAGGGAGAGGGGACCACAACAUCAGAGGACCAUGAGAUGGAGGGCAGUGAACUGGAUUCAUCCAAUGAGGAAGAGGAAUGGAAAAGUGACAGUUCAAGCCACUCGUCCAGUGAGUACUCUGACUGGACUGCAGACGCUGGGAUUAACCUGCAGCCCUCCACUCCUGUGUCAUCACGGAAACGAGUUCGCCGCCAGCUUAGCAGCUCGGAGGAGGAAGAGAUCGAGGAGGAAGAGAAGCAGCAAAGUGAGGAUGAGGAACGACCACCUCAGACUAGCAAGCAGAAAUCCAAGAAGCCCAAGCGGCCUAAAGCCAGGCCGUCGAUCAACAGAGAAGUCUCCAACGAGUUCAGACCCUCAACGUGGAUCACUGAUGUCAUUCCCAGGAAGUCUCCCUUCGUUCCCCAGAUGGGUGAUGAGGUAAUCUAUUUCCGCCAGGGUCACGAGGCGUAUGUGGAGGCGGUGAACAGGAACAACCUGUACCCCAUUAACAUGGAGAAACAGCCCUGGAGGAAGAUGGAGCUGAGGGACCAAGAAUUUGUUAAAAUAACUGGGAUCAAGUAUGAAGUGUGCCCUCCGACACUCUGCCGCCUGAAACUGACGCUCAUUGACCACGGCACGCGCAAAAUCACAGACAAAUCAUUUUAUGUCAAGUAUCAUGACAUGCCAGAUGUGAUUGACUUCCUCGUGCUUCGGCAGAGUUAUGACGAAGCACGCAGUAGAGUCUGGCAGCCAAAUGACAGAUUCCGGUCCGUAAUAGAUGAUGCCUGGUGGUUUGGGAUUAUUGUUUGUCAGGAGCCAUAUCAGCCUGAAUAUCCAGACAGUCAUUUCCAGUGCUUCAAAGUCCGAUGGGACAAUGGCGAAACGGAGAAGCUAAGUCCUUGGGAUGUGGAAGCUAUUCCAGAGGAUGCCCAGCAACCUGAGUGUAUAGGUGGAGGGGUUCCAGUGACAGCAGAGGAGAUGAGAGAGGUCAUGUAUAAACCCCAGACAGGAGAGUGGGGUGAGAGGAGCAGAGAUGACGAGUGUGAACGCAUCAUAGCAGGCAUUGACCAACUCAUCACUGUCGAUAUUGUAGCCCCAUUCUCUGGCCCGGUGGACAUAGUUCAAUACCCAACUUACUGCACGGUGAUAGCCUUCCCCACAGACCUGAGCACCAUCAGACUGAGACUGUUGAGUAGGUUCUACAGGCGACUGUCCGCUGUAGUUUGGGAUGCCAGAUACAUUGUGCACAAUGCCCGGACCUUCAAUGAGCCAAGGAGCAAGAUAGCCCAUUCAGCAAAACUUAUCACAGAUGUCCUGCUAAAGUUUAUCAAUCGACCUAGCUGUACAGAUAUCAUGGAGAUCUACAAUGCAAUUGAAGACAUGGACUACACGGAUGAUGAGGACCUGGAAGAGACACCAGGCACCUCUUCUGGACACAGACUGUGCCAGCGCUCUUCGGAGACUGUACCUGACCCAGACUCCUGGAAGGGGCAGUGCAAACACCUGAUGAACUAUGUAUUUGAGUGUGAGGACUCUGAGCCCUUCAGAAAGCCUGUGGAUCCUACCUCCUACCCAGACUACCUUAGCAUCAUUGACACUCCCAUGGACUUUGAAAUGGUGAAGGGGACCCUUGAGGAGGACCGUUAUGAAAACCCCAUGGAGCUCUGCAAAGACACACUUCUGAUAUUUGCCAAUGCUAAAGCCUUCACGCCAAACAAACGCUCAAAGAUCUACAGUAUGACUUUGCGGCUCUCUGCAUUCUUCGAAGAGCGAAUCAGAACAAUCAUAUCGCAAUACAAAACUGCCGUCAAGAGCAGCAAGAAGCUCCGCCGCAGCCAGAGGUUCCGAAAGAAGCUUCAGCACCACGAGUCUGCUGCACCCAGCACUGACACCACAAGUCAAAAGAGGACUGCUCUAAAAACUCAGGAAAAGGUGGAAGCGGCGUCGACGACCAAAUCUACCUCAGCCAAAGUGUCUGCUCCUGAGAGAACCAGGAGGAGGAGCCACAGCAGUGACAGCUCAGGCCACAGCUCUUCUGAAGCUUCCUCAAGGUCAGACUCUGAGAUUUACAGUGAGUUAUAUAUGAGUGACUCUGAAGAAGAGAAACGCCCGAGGUCCUCACAGCACCAUCACAGCACAGGAACCAGAAGAGUCACCAGGAACAAUGGGGCAAAGAAGAAAAUUGCUGAGAGCGAGAGUGAGUCCUCCAAUGAGCGGGAGGAGAGUGAGGAUGGUGAGAAGUUGUCCAACUCAAUGUCUCACCGAUUCCCCAGCAGGUCCAGCACCAGGCUAACCAGGAACAAUGCUCUUACCCAUAGGAAGCAUACCAAACGGCCAGAGAGGGGUUCCCAGAUGAAUGGUCAUAGCAGAACAUUUGGGCGAGAGAGGCGACGAGGGAACGACUCUGAGAGAUCACCAUCCCAGGGUACAGACACUUACCGGGAUGAAGAGCAGAAUGUGGGCCGCAGGACAUUGAAAAGGAAGACUGCCAGGGCAGCCGUUAACAAGAUGAAGCUUCUGGAAGCCUCUGAGGAAGACGAUGGUUCAGCCUCUGAGGAUGAGGACAAACAUAGGCGGAAAAGCAGCCGCCAUGCGACCCGAGUCAGCAAACGCACUGCCGUGAUCCAGAGCAGCUCUGAAUCCGAGGAUCAGUCAUCAGCCUCUGGAUCCGAGGAUCCGUCAUCAGCACAGAGUUCUAAAAAAGGCAAGGAUUCAUCGGGUGAUUGGGAGAACAAUGAGGACAGUAUUGAGAGUGAAGCUUCAUCCUCUCGUUGCCAUCAGAAUGGAGAGAGUAAGAACUCCAGCAGCCGCAGGACGACCAGACAAGCUGCAGUGACGGGGGAUGAUUUGUCUCGUGUAAAUGGCUACAGCACAAAACAUCAACUGGCUGAUAGUAACUCUGAGAAAGAGGAUGAGGAGAGCUCUGAUGGUGAAGAAGGGGAGGAGGAAGAAACUAUUGUGUCUCAGAAGUCCUCCAGAAGCACCGCAACUGCUGCAGUGAGCAAAAGUAGAACUUGCAUUACCAGUUAUGUGGCAGAAGAGAAGUCUGGCUCCAGAAAGAGACAACACACAACACGAGACCACAAUGCUCAAAAGCACCCUCACAAAAACGGGAGGAGGGUGGAGAAAGAACAGCCUAAAGACUCUGAGAAAAAUUGUAAAUUACCAUCAAAAAGCCAAGAGCAAACAUCUGCCUCAACCCACAAACAGGAUGGCCCUGAAUCAGAGGAACUCAGUGACACUCCAAAGAGAUCAAGCUCUCGCAAGAAAAUACUGAAAUCUGAAGAGGAGGAAGAUUGGGAGGAAGACGAAGCAGACAGCAACCAUUCAUAUGAUGAAUCUGAGGGAGAAUCCAAUAAAAAAACUCCAUUGCGAAACAAAAGGCAGAGUCACAAUGACUCUGCUUCAGAGAGCGAGGAGGAAGUUGUACCCAACAGGAGAGCAAGGAGGAAACUGCAUGCUUCCUCAGAGGAAGAAUCUGAUGGGAAGGAGAAGCAUAGCCCUAGCAUGCGGCCUUGCCUUCGAGUCCAACCAAAAAAGAAAUAUAUCAAUGAAGACUCUGAGGAGGACUUGAACUCUGAGAUGCAAGGCAGUUGUAAGAAUGGGAAGAGCAAAACUGUUUCACAUAAAGGAUAUCAACGCAACCGAAGAAAAGCCUCCCCAGCUGCUACAAAACGACAGUCCUCUUCCAAGAGAAAACGCAUUUACACCUCAGACUCCUCAGAGAACCCUGAUGAAAAGAAACAGUGCAUGCGCAAGGCUAAAGCUAAGAGCUACUGUGAUAAGGACGAGAGGGAGGCAAAAAGAUCCAACUCAAAGCAUCCCAAGAAGGAAUCUCGAUCCAAGUCAGAACCCGAGGACUGUAAUAGUCAGGAAGAUUCCUCUUCUCAAGGGUCAGAGGAUGAGAAGGAGGUUGAGUGUCCGAGAUGGAAGAGACGUUUGGAGCGACAGAAACAGUGCAUGCGCAAGGCUACGGCUAAGAGCUACUGUGACAAGGACGAGAGGGAGGCAAAAAGAUCCAACUCAAAACAUCCCAGGAAGGAAUCUCGAUCCAAGUCAGAACCCGAGGACUGUAAUAGUCAGGAAGAUGCCUCUUCCCAAGGGUCAGAGGAUGAGAAGGAGGUUGAGUGUCCGAGAUGGAAGAGACGUUUGGAGCGACAGAAACGCAAGCGAAAAGUAAGCUGCAGCAGCAGUGCCCACAGUUCUGCCUCUGAAAGCGAAGAGGAGGAUGAGUCCUCUGCCUCUGAGAAGUCCUCUGCUAGCUCAGGUUCCCAGAACAGUACAAAGAGAAAAAGCCACAAGAGGUCAAGGGUCAGCGAAAAGGGUGCCGUCCGCCACUCUCGACAACGCAGGAGGGAUGCAUCUGAGGCAGACACCGACCAGUCGUGCAAGGAACCCCAGAGUGGAACCCGUAUCAAGACCCGAAACCGUGGCAAACGGACGGUGACAUAUCACGACAGCGAAUGAAGGACUUGGCGCAGCAGGCUUAGCCAGAGCGAGACUAACUGGAGACCUUGAAGACACUUGAUCGCCACAUUAAGGUAGUAGCACUGGAGCCCUUUCAAAAGGAAAUGCUGUGAAUCUGUUUCAUUCAGGGAUAUUUAUAUUUUCUAUGAAAAAAUAAUAAUAAUAAAUGGAGAAAAAAAAGGUAAAAAAAUGUAUGAAUGCAAGCAUUUGAACAGCUGGUUUUCACGUGUGUGUGUGUGUAUAUAGAGCAAACCACCUCCCAUUCUGCUUUUGUGAUUUGGCCAGCUAAAUAACCGUUCGGGGGAGCAUUGUCAGCUUGGGUGCUAUCUUAAUAUACCUCUGUUUAAUCAAGCAUAUUUUGCUGGUUUGCACUAAGAAACACACUGUAAAGAGGUAUUUCAUACACUAGUUUUGCAUUAGGAACUCAGGGGUCAACUAAGUUUACCGUAGUCUCAGAAAUGCAGUCUUGGGAGUUAGAGUAGGUAGGGAUAAACUUUUCCAGGAUGGCGGAUUCAGACCAAGCACACUCGCUGAGACAACUAAUCUUCUUCACCCUCCUUUUGACUUCAACACUCCUUUUGUAAAUCCACACGAAUUAUCCUUUAAUGUGGUGACUUGUUGAUAUGAGCCAAAAUGUACAAAUUUGAAUUCCUAGUUUUCCUCCGUUUUGUCUUCAUUUUUUCAUUGUUUAUUUUGCAAUAUUUCGUUGUGUAUUCUAGUCAUUGAUUGAGGUGUAAAUAUGAGAUUGAGUGAUGUGGUUUGGGGAUCACUCUGUAGCAAACCAUUGCUUAUUUAAAUUUGAGUAUUCAUUUUCCUUUUGUAUGACAUUACAAUGCAUUGUCUUGCCACAUGUCACAAAUUGGUACCCUUUUGCCAAGUACAGGAAACCAAAAAGUACUUAUUGCGAAAUACUGUGAUUUCUCAUAUUGGGAAGACAUUCUAGUGUUGUUCUGUAUUAUGUACGCUCAGUAUUAAAUUCCUUUUCUGAGAUUUUUGCCAGUCGUGUGUGUGUGUGGGGGUGAGGGGGGGGUCUUGAACUGCAAUUGCAUUGACAUUUUUGCUUAAUGUUUUUCAUACUUUGAUACAAACAGAUUUCACAGGGAAAAGUUCCUGGUACUCAGUAUGGUUGUGGAGUGCAAGAGGGCUGUUUUUUCUGGUUAAUAAAGACAUCAAUUCAAGGCUUAA
Molecule: messenger RNA, 8243 nt
Organism: Oncorhynchus nerka (sockeye salmon)
Lineage: Eukaryota; Metazoa; Chordata; Actinopteri; Salmoniformes; Salmonidae
Product: bromodomain and WD repeat-containing protein 3-like
Exons: 41
Coding region: 171-7058 (2295 amino acids)
Biological process (GO): cytoskeleton organization; regulation of cell shape; regulation of transcription by RNA polymerase II
Cellular component (GO): nucleus
Molecular function (GO): protein binding
Source: RefSeq, a predicted model, not a curated record